CCGUUAAUUGAUUGUUGCUAAAGAUCAUUUUUCAUGUAAUGCUACUUUACGUGUCAUUCUAUCAAAUUUUCUCUAUAUUUUAGUAUAUUCUCAUAAAAGUUCAAAAAUGUGACUGGAAUUGUGCUUAAAUUCUCUUAAUUAUCUGAGUGAAUUAUAUAAUUGGACCACAUAAUUGAUAGAAGUGCACCUAGCUAGUAGUGAUAUUAGAGAAGCAUUUAGUUAAAAAAAAAAAAAGACUAUUAAAUGGAAAAAGUAUUUUUAGCAAUGAUAGUGACUAUAAUAGUAGUCACAAUAGUUGUCAAGUUGUUGAAAUGCAUUUUGAAGAGAAGUAAAAAGCUAGUGGUAACUCAACAUGUGGAAUCCCCAACCACUAAUGGUCUUUACAAGUUCACAAUUGUUGAAAUUGAGAAUGCUUUAAACAUUGGUAAUAUGAGAAGAAGAAAGUGGAUAGCACAUGGAAGAAGGGGAGAGUUUUAUCAAGGGAUAUUACCAAGUGGACAAAAUGUGGCUAUUAAAGAGAUGCACAAAACAAAAGAUGCAAUGGACUCUUUUACUAGGGAAGUUGAGUGUCUAUCAAGAGCUAGACAUCCAAUCAUUGUUUGUCUAUUGGGUUUUUGUAAUGAAGAUGGAAGACACUUUUUGGUUUAUGAACACUCUUCUGGUGGAAAUCUAGCACAAUAUUUAAUCAGAGAAGACACUAUUUUGAGUUGGGAUGUAAGAGUUAAAAUACUAAGGGACUGUGCAAGUGCAAUCACAUAUCUCCAUAAUUAUAUUGAUGGCAGCAUCAUUCAUUGCCACAUUAAGCUUAGUAGCAUUCUUUUGAAUGAGACAUUGGAAGCAAAAAUAUGUGGAUUUGGUCAAUCAAAAAUGCUAGGAAUGAAAGAAAGCAAAGUAGGAAUGGAAGAAAGCAAAGUAUUUGGAGAUGUUUUGGAAAAUGGAAUAUACACAGACCCUCAAUACAAAAAGAGUGGUUUACUCACUUGUGCAACUGACGUUUAUAGCUUUGGAGUUAUAAUGUUGCAAGUCCUAUCUGGAAUAAAAAUUCCUCACUUCGAUGAAGAUGCCAGACACAUAUUAUUAACAAAGGCAAAGAAUGUGAGUAGUGGAAAGCUUCCAAUGACGGAGUUUGAAGAUCCCAAAUUGAAAGGGAAACAAAUAAACGUUGAAGCAUUGAAAUCCAUAUUGCAAAUUGCAGUAAAUUGUGUGUCUGAAACAAGAGAAGAGCGCCCAACAAUAGACAAAGUUUAUGAGGAGCUGAACAACACUUGGAGGCUCAUGACCAAUAAUGGUUGGCCUAUUAAUGUUCCUCCUGGUCAUGUCUAGAACUUAAUUAAAUCAAAUUUUGCAUAAUUAUAUUACAAGGGGUUAUAAAUCUAUGUUUUCUAAGAUUUUAAUUAAAAGGGGGUUCGGAAAUAAGAGAUACUUACAAGCUUAUUUUUUGAAGUCAUUAAUCAUUACCCUCUUAGGUUUAUUUACCCUUUGUAAUCAAGAAAUGGACUACACACAUGUUGACUGACAAACUUUGUAUAUAUGUCAUAAUGUUUUAAUUAUUGUAAAAUUACUACAUAUGUAUGGUUUGUUUUUGAGUUUUACCUUUUUAUUUUUAUUAAUUUAAGUUGAUUGUCUCUUCAAUGUUAUAGGAAAACAGGCAUGACGCAAUGAUAUAAUACUUCGAUUUGAUAAAAAGAAGUCGAUAACUGCAUCAAGAUUAGUCCAAAAUUCCAUAAAUUAAUAAGAUGAUAAAAAGAAUAGAUAUAUUCAUAUCGAGUCAAUCGGAAGUGUUAGAGUUAUAAUAAAUAAUUUUAUCGAUUAUCUGUGUCAUAUGA
Molecule: messenger RNA, 1826 nt
Organism: Solanum lycopersicum (tomato)
Lineage: Eukaryota; Viridiplantae; Streptophyta; Magnoliopsida; Solanales; Solanaceae
Source: RefSeq, a predicted model, not a curated record